Molecule: messenger RNA, 804 nt
Organism: Hippocampus comes (tiger tail seahorse)
Lineage: Eukaryota; Metazoa; Chordata; Actinopteri; Syngnathiformes; Syngnathidae
Gene: ap1s1
Product: adaptor related protein complex 1 subunit sigma 1
Exons: 5
Coding region: 206-682 (158 amino acids)
Biological process (GO): intracellular protein transport; vesicle-mediated transport
Cellular component (GO): membrane coat; AP-1 adaptor complex
Molecular function (GO): clathrin-cargo adaptor activity
Source: RefSeq, a predicted model, not a curated record
GCAUGCUCAGUCGGGUUUAACCCUGCCCGGGGAAGGAGGCGAUGAUUUUGGUUGUGCUGUCGUGUAUAAUGUGUGCUCACACAUUACCUGACAGACAUGAACAAGUGUCAACACUAACCGCGGUGUGAGCGAAUUACCCCGUGGGGUAUUCUUCGAGGGACAGUUGGUCGCGAACGUCGCGGUAUCGAUCCAAAACAUUUGGAAAAUGAUGCGCUUCAUGCUGCUGUUCAGUCGGCAGGGCAAGCUGCGGCUGCAGAAGUGGUACACGGCCACGGCCGAGCGCGACAAAAAGAAGAUGGUGAGGGAGCUGAUGCAGAUCGUACUCGCCCGCAAGCCUAAAAUGUGCAGCUUUCUGGAGUGGAGGGACCUCAAGAUUGUCUACAAGAGGUAUGCCAGCUUGUACUUCUGCUGCGCUGUGGAGGAGCACGACAACGAACUCAUUACGCUCGAAGUCAUCCACCGCUUUGUCGAACUCUUGGAUAAAUACUUUGGCAGCGUGUGCGAGCUGGACAUCAUCUUCAAUUUUGAGAAGGCCUACUUCAUCCUGGACGAGUUCCUGAUGGGAGGCGAGAUCCAGGACACGUCCAAGAAGAGCGUCCUCAAAGCCAUCGAGCAAGCCGACAUCCUGCAGGAGGAAGACGAGUCGCCCAGGAGCGUCCUGGAGGAGAUGGGCUUGGCGUAGUGGACGCUCGUGCAUGGGACUGAACACUACUUCUGUGUGUCACAUGUGGCUUGGCGACUGUGAUGCACCGCGUGGGUACGAGCCUCGCAUUGACACGUCCACCAGUGUGUGUGUGUGUGUGU